Mauremys mutica (yellowpond turtle) is the source of this 4202-nucleotide messenger RNA. It is a transcript of the gene ITGAV, whose product is annotated as integrin subunit alpha V. The record is from RefSeq and is a predicted model, not a curated record. Bases 179 to 3295 code for a protein of 1038 amino acids. NCBI's taxonomy places the organism in Eukaryota, Metazoa, Chordata, Testudines, Geoemydidae. Gene Ontology annotation, biological process: cell-cell adhesion; cell-matrix adhesion; integrin-mediated signaling pathway. The transcript is spliced from 30 exons. Gene Ontology annotation, molecular function: integrin binding. Gene Ontology annotation, cellular component: integrin complex; external side of plasma membrane.
GCUCCGGGAACACGACCGAAAAGGAAGCGACCCGCCCGGCCGGGAAGCCCCGCGCCGCCCCGCGCCUCGCCCCGCCCCGGGCAGCUGGUCCCUGCCGGCAGCGGGCACUGCCAGGCGUCCCUCCGCUUCGGGCUGCUGGGGCACCCGCUGGGCAUUGCCAGGCGCCUGGGCACCGGCCAUGGCUCGCCUCCGCCUGCUGCUGCUGCUGCUCCUGGGCCGCUGGCUGGCGCUCGGCGGCGCCUUCAAUCUGGACGCGGACGGCCCGGCUGUUUACUCGGGCUCGGAGGGGAGUUACUUCGGCUUCGCUGUGGAUUUCUUCGCGCCAGACUCCUCCUCGAUAUUUCUUCUGGUGGGCGCUCCAAAAGCGAACACUACACAACCUGACAUUGUAGAAGGAGGCCAGGUGCUCAAGUGUAACUGGAAUUCCAACAAAAACUGCCAGCCUGUUAUAUUUGAUUCCAGAGGCGACAGAAAUUUUGCACCUAAUGAUCCACUGGAGUUUAAGUCUCACCAGUGGUUUGGAGCAUCUGUGAGGUCUAAAAAUGAUAAAAUUCUGGCCUGUGCCCCCUUGUAUCAUUGGAGAACUGAAGCGAAACAGGAGAGAGAGCCUGUAGGAACUUGUUACCUUCAUGAUGGAUCUAAGACUGUUGAAUAUGCUCCCUGCAGAUCGACAAUUAUUGAUGCUGAUGGACAGGGAUUUUGUCAAGGAGGCUUUAGCAUUGAUUUUACAAAGGGAGACCGGGUACUUCUUGGAGGACCUGGAAGCUUCUACUGGCAAGGUCAACUCAUUUCUGAUCGGGUGGCAGAAAUUGUGUCUAAAUAUAAUUCCAAAGUCUACAGUAUAAAGUAUGAUGACCAGUUAGCAACACGGUCCGCUAGUGCUGCUUUUGAUGACAGCUACUUGGGUUAUUCGGUGGCUGUUGGAGAGUUCAGUGGUGAUGGCAUAGAAGACUUUGUAUCUGGGGUUCCAAGAGCAGCAAGAACGUUGGGCAUGGUGUCUAUUUACAAUGGGAAAAAUAUGUCAUCCUUGUACAAUUUUACUGGAGAACAGAUGGCUGCCUAUUUUGGAUAUUCUGUAGCUGCCACUGAUAUAAAUGGGGAUAAUUACACAGAUUUGUUUAUUGGAGCUCCCCUUUUUAUGGAGCGUGGUUCUGAUGGCAAACUUCAAGAGGUGGGUCAGGUCUCCAUAUGCCUUCAACAAGCUUCUGGAGGCUUUCAGAUCGUAAAGCUGAAUGGGUUUGAGAUCUUUGCGAGAUUCAGCAGUUCUAUUGCACCUCUGGGGGACCUGGACCAGGAUGGCUUCAAUGAUAUUGCAGUUGCUGCACCCUAUGGUGGGGAGGACAAAAGAGGGGUUGUUUACAUCUACAAUGGAAGAGCGACAGGUUUGAAUGCAGUGCCAUCUCAGAUUCUUGAAGGACAGUGGGCCGCCCGUACCAUGCCACCAAGUUUUGGGUACUCACUGAAAGGAGCCACUGAUGUGGACAAAAAUGGAUAUCCAGAUUUGAUUGUCGGAGCCUUUGGUGUUGACACAGCUGUUUUGUACAGGGCUAGACCAGUGAUCAGUGUAAAUGCCGGCUUAGAAGUUAACCCGACCAUUCUAAAUCCUGAAGAAAAAAUCUGUGAACUGCCAGAUACUCGUGUGAAAGUUUCCUGCUUUAAAGUAAAGUUCUGCUUAACAGCUGAUGGCAAAGGAAAGCUCCCCAAUACACUCACCUUCCAAGUGGAGCUGCUGUUGGAUAAGCUUAAGCAAAAAGGAGCCUUAAGGAGAGCUCUGUUUCUCCACAACAAACAGCCUGGUCACUCUAAGAAUAUGACUGUUGUCAAAGGGGGCACGAUGCGUUGUGAAGAACUUCAGGCUUUUUUGAGGGAUGAAUCUGAGUUUAGAGACAAACUUACUCCGAUCACCGUUUUCAUGGAAUAUCGGUUGGAUUACAAAACAGCCAAAGACUCAGCUGGAUUACAGCCCAUCCUCAACCAGUUCACUCCUGCUAACAUUAGCAGACAGACACACAUUCUGCUGGACUGUGGUGAAGAUAAUAUCUGCAAACCAAAAUUGAAGGUUGAAGUACACAGUGAUCAGAAGCAGAUCUAUAUUGGUGAUGACAAUCCUUUAACCCUGAUUGUCGAUGCCCAGAACCAAGGGGAAGGAGCCUAUGAAGCCGAACUCUUUGUUAUCAUUCCACCUCAAGCAGACUUCAUUGGUGUUGUUCGUAACAAUGAGGCUUUAGCACGUCUAUCAUGUGCAUUUAAAACUGAGAAUCAAACUCGCCUGGUGGUCUGUGACCUUGGAAAUCCCAUGAAGGCUGGGACUAAACUAUUAGCUGGGCUGCGUUUCAGUGUGAAUCAGCAGUCAGAGAUGGACACCUCCGUGAAGUUUGACUUACAGAUCAGAAGCUCCAAUCUAUUUGACAAUUUAAGCCCAACCACAUCUUAUCAGGCUGACCUUGCCAUCUUAGCAUCUGUUGAAAUCAGAGGUGUCUCUUCUCCUGAUCACAUCUUCCUCCCCAUUGCAAACUGGCAACCCCAGGAGAAUCCAGAGACAGAAGAAGACAUAGGACCUCUAGUUCAGCACAUAUAUGAGCUGAGAAACAAUGGUCCAAGUGCCUUCAGCAAGGUGAUGCUAAAUCUUCAAUGGCCUUACAAAUACAACAAUAACACCCUGUUGUAUAUUAUGCAAUAUGAAAUUGAUGGACCCAUGAACUGCACUUCAGAUAUGGAGAUCAACCCAUUGAAAAUUAAGAUUUCAGUUCCUAAACCAGAUGAGAAGAAUGAAACAAUUAGGGAUGAAGAUAAUCGUGAUCACCAUAUAAAUCGAAGAGAUAUAACUGCCAUUGAAGGCGAUGUACAUACUUUGGGCUGUGGAACUGCUGAAUGUUUAAAAAUAGUCUGCCAAGUUGGCCGCUUGGAGAGGGGAAAGAGUGCAAUAUUGUAUGUAAAAUCCCGCCUUUGGACCCAGACCUUUAUGAACAAAGAAAACCAGAAUCAUUCGUACUCGCUCAAGUCAUCAGCCUCAUUCAAUGUCAUAGAGUUCCCUUACAAGAACCUUUCAUUUGAAGAUAUCCACAAUUCUACAGUAGUUACCACAAAUAUCACCUGGGGCAUUCAACCACAGCCCAUGCCAGUGCCAGUGUGGGUUAUAAUUUUGGCUGUCCUAGCAGGAUUAUUGCUCCUGGCUGUUCUAGUCUUUGUAAUGUACAGGAUGGGGUUCUUCAAACGUGUGCGACCUCCUCAGGAAGAACAAGAAAGAGAACAGCUGCAACCCCAUGAAAAUGGCGAAGGGACGUCAGAAGCUUAAAAAGAGUUUUAUCUGUGUAACAUACUGAAACUGUAAAAAUGCCAGCAUCUUGGUUACAAAUUUUGAUUUCCCUCUUAAGGAACAGACACUCCACGACUGCACUACUGCUGAUGUCUUUUGGCAUUGGGAAUAGCCUUAACUACAGAUUAAAGCAAUAUAUUUAAUUCUUCCCUUGUAUUAAUCACGUUAAUAGAUGUGACUAAUACAUAUGCACUGAUUUGGAUGUCAAAAACAUACAUGAUAUUUAGUUCCAUGAUUUUGCUAAUCUAAUUUCAGAGACACUGUCUUCUGAUGCACAGACUAGUGUUGUACGAACUGCUACAUAGAUAUCACUUACACUCCAUAAACCAGAAGUUCCCAUAGUUCAUUGCUAGAUUUAGUAUGUUCUCUGUUGAUGGACAUUUACAUUCAGACACUAAUUUUCAAGCUCUCAGUGGCUAGAUGCACAAAAUGAGUAUAGCUUGUUUUACAAGUCUGCCUUGAUUGCAAAGCUUUUCUGUCCUUAGACUGUAGGCUGAUGAUUUCCCCCAAAAAAGUAUACAUGGGACUAUUCAGCAGGAUCAUUCCCAUUUGCCUUCUCUUCUGCAUGUUGGUAGCCCUUUUUGUAGGGAAUUGGAGGUCAGCUGCUUCCAUGGGACCAUUUCUUCUCCCCUCUCCCACUCCUCUUGAUUUCAUAGAUGGUGCUUCACAGGUCUUGGUCUGCAUUUUUAACCCAAUAUAGUUACACUGAUAUCAACCCUAGUGUGGAUGAUGUUAUACCAAUAUAAAGGUUCCUUCUGCUAGGAUAGCUUAGUACCCUCCCAAACAUAAAUAAACUAUACCAGUAUAAAUUCCUUUAUGCCAAUGUAACUGUGUCCACACUAAGGGUAUGUCCAGACUACCCGCCGUAUCGGCGGGUAGCGAUCGA